Molecule: messenger RNA, 3490 nt
Organism: Notolabrus celidotus (New Zealand spotty)
Lineage: Eukaryota; Metazoa; Chordata; Actinopteri; Labriformes; Labridae
Gene: cacnb1
Product: calcium channel, voltage-dependent, beta 1 subunit
Exons: 14
Coding region: 203-2080 (625 amino acids)
Biological process (GO): chemical synaptic transmission; neuromuscular junction development; calcium ion transmembrane transport
Cellular component (GO): voltage-gated calcium channel complex
Molecular function (GO): protein binding; high voltage-gated calcium channel activity
Source: RefSeq, a predicted model, not a curated record
AAGCCUGGUGCGCCAGCUCGUAACGCUAUAGGCUGGAGGGAGGCAGCUGUUGCCAUUAUUUUAUCAGCCAGCACAGAUACACCAGUGGCUUCACCCUCCAAGAAGAAACAAAAAAAAAAAAAAAAGAAAAAAGAAAAAGAUGAGUCAGGCGACACCAUCAUAAACACACGAAACUGAAAAUAGAUUUUAAAAAGUUAAAUCAAUGGUACAGAAAAGUAGUAUGUCCAGGACGCCUUCGACCUCAACCCAGGAGAUCCAAAUGGACAUGUUCGACCAUCAUCCACACACACAGGGAAAGUACGCCAAGAGGAAGAGCCGAUUUAAGCGCUCGGAUGGAAGCACCUCCUCUGACACCACCUCCAACAGCUUUGUCCGACAGGGCUCUGCAGACUCCUACACCAGCCGACCGUCGGACUCAGACGUGUCCCUGGAGGAGGACCCUGAGGCCCUGAGGAAGGAGGCUGACAGACAGGCUCUCGCCACACUCGAGAAAGCAAAGACCAAACCAGUGGCGUUUGCAGUGAGGACAAAUGUCGGCUAUAACCCCGGGCCCAGCGAUGACGUUCCUGUGCAGGGCAUGGCCAUAUCCUUCGAAGCCAAAGACUUCUUGCACAUUAAAGAGAAGUACAACAACGACUGGUGGAUCGGGCGUCUGGUGAAGGAGGGCUGUGAGGUGGGCUUCAUCCCCAGCCCGGUCAAACUGGAGAACACCCGUAUGCUGCAGGAGCAGAGGAUGAGACAAAACCGGCUCAGCUCCAGUAAGUCUGGAGGAAGCUCCAGUCUGGAUGUUGCUACAGGAACACGCAGGCCCACCCCACCAGGCACAGGUGGCCCGGCUAAACAGAAACAGAAGUCGAUGGAGCACGUGCCUCCCUAUGACGUGGUUCCCUCCAUGAGACCCAUCAUCCUCGUGGGGCCGUCGCUCAAAGGAUACGAGGUGACAGACAUGAUGCAGAAAGCGCUUUUUGACUUCCUGAAACACAAGUUUGAGGGCAGGAUAUCAAUCACACGAGUGACAGCAGACAUCUCGCUGGCCAAACGUUCAGUCCUCAACAACCCCAGCAAACACACCAUCAUCGAGCGCUCCAGUACCCGCUCCAGCCUAGCGGAGGUGCAGAGUGAGAUCGAGCGUAUCUUUGAGCUGGCCCGCACCCUCCAGCUGGUGGCGCUGGAUGCAGACACCAUAAACCACCCCACUCAGCUGGCAAAGACGUCCCUGGCUCCUAUCAUUGUCUAUAUUAAAAUAGCCUCACCUAAGGUCCUCCAGAGGCUCAUCAAAUCCAGAGGGAAAUCCCAGGCUAAACACCUAAAUGUGCAGAUGGUUGCAGCAGACAAGUUGGCCCAGUGCCCACCCGAGUUGUUUGACAUCAUCCUGGACGAGAACCAGCUGGAGGAUGCCUGCGAGCACCUUGCUGACUACCUGGAGGCGUACUGGAAGGCGACGCACCCCCCGAGCAGCAACCCCCCCAACCCGCUGCUCAACCGCACCAUGGCCACAGCCGCCCUGGCCGCCUCCCCCGAGCCCGUCUCCAACCUGCAGGGGCCGUACCUGGUGCACGGAGAGCAGAAGAGAGAGGGGCCUCUGACAGAGAGCGGAGGGAGCGACACCCUGCACGACUAUAAGACAGACCAGGGUGGAAAACCUCAGCAACAGCAGCAGCAGCAAACGUACAUACGCUCCUCUCGUGGUCAGCUGCGAGCAGGCAGCGGGCGAGGAUUGUCCCGGCAAGACACCUUCGACUCUGAGACCCAGGGCAGCAGGGACUCGGCCUACACCGAGGCCGGGGACUCCUGCAUGGACAUUGAGACCGACCCUUACGAAGAGCCCGAGCCCUACAGAGGCGGCGGGGGCAGCCGACUUCAUCUGGCGCAGCAUCACGGCAGACAGGCCUCCUGGGAAGACGAGGGCGCCGAGCCAGACCAGGAAAACCUGAACCACCCACCGAUGCCGAGCCACACGCAGUCACAUGGAAGGGCCAAGCUGAGGGAGCGGUACUGCCAGGAUCCUGUGGACACAGGGGCCAACAUGAGCCGCAACAAGAACCAGGACGACUGGGGGAGGGACGUCUACAUCCGCUGAACGCAUCACACUAGAAAGAGAAGGAAGCGGACAGACAGACUGAGGAGGGAGAGAGAUGAGAGGAGACUGUGUGUGGUUUGGGGCCGUGCCAGUUAGGCUAAAAAAUUAAUCUGUUUACAUCCCACUACAAUGUAAAGAAAUACAUCAACUGCCAGAUGCCAUCUUCAUCCACUUCUUCUUGCAAUUUAAUUUAUUUCUGUUAAGAAAACUACUAUUGAUCUGUUUCUGUUCUUUCUGUUGAUACUGCAUGAAUUUCAUGGAUUUCUAAACUGACAGCACGAGGACAGUAACCGCUACGAUCGUGAAUCUAUGAUUGUGAUCUGUAUGACUCAACCUCUCGUUUAGUUGUAGAGUGUGAAGGCUGGUAGAGCUGCUGUAGUCCGUCACGUCUGUCCUCUGCAGUCAUAAACAGGGUCUAAUGUCAACGUGUACAGCGUCAGGGUUUCUCUUUACCUUUAUCUCACUCAGUGCUGAUGGAUAUCUCUGAAUUUAAGAGCCUCUCACCUCCACUUUCCUCAUCACCCAGACCUUAAAAAAGCAGGUGGAGAAGUUGCCAUAUUUUAACACAACAAUUUCUUAAUGUUGCUACACCCAUGUCAGCUUAAAAGAGUUCACUCCAAAGAUGUUUACUUCUUCCCCGACACGGAUCUACCCGUCUGACCCAGCACCUCUGUUUCUGUGUCCCUCUUCCUCGUGGGUGCUGAGAGCGCCUGCAGUAUUCACCUGUUCUCUGGUUUUCUGCUGUGGUGCACAUUUAAAGCAGCACUGCAGUUGUAGUUUUGUAAACAAAGUGUCCUGCCUUAGUCACUCCCACCUUAAAAAAAACAAAAAAAAAAAACACCCUUAUAUCAAGAAAACUCCAAUCACAAGUGCCGGAAUGUCUCGCCAAGCCAUGUCCACCACUGCCCCGGUGGGAUGUCUUAACUUUUGUUUUCAUACCAUAUCUGUGUGUCUGUGUGUCCCAAGGCUACUCUGCGCUGUAGCACAUGCCGUCGCUCCUACACGUCACUCUUCUCGUUUUCUUUGCUUCAUCGUCUGUUCUUCAGGGCUAAUGGUUCUAUGAAAAGUACUUGUGUGUGUGGUUACUCACCCCCAACUUCCACCCAAACAGCUAGCUGGUCUGAUAUGAAAUACCACUCUCUUCUUACUCUUUAUUUCUGACUGGAUUAGUGUUGUUGUUUUUUUUUCCUGUGGACAUUUGCAAUAUUUUAAUUUUUUAUUUUGAAGCUUCAGUUCUUGUGCGGUAGUGAGAGGAGUUUAAAGGGGGUAGUGGUGGGGGGGGUUAGGAUCAGCUUUGGUCUUUACUCAGUUAUCUAUAAUGGAGAAUUCAUGAAUGUCUUUGGUGGGCUGCUUCGGCCCGCCCCGUCUUCAGUUGAAUAAAUAAAUAUUAAAUAAUGAUCAGUAAAUAAU